Molecule: messenger RNA, 9643 nt
Organism: Cynocephalus volans (Philippine flying lemur)
Lineage: Eukaryota; Metazoa; Chordata; Mammalia; Dermoptera; Cynocephalidae
Gene: PPARA
Product: peroxisome proliferator activated receptor alpha
Exons: 9
Coding region: 359-1765 (468 amino acids)
Biological process (GO): negative regulation of cholesterol storage; negative regulation of inflammatory response; hormone-mediated signaling pathway
Cellular component (GO): nucleus
Molecular function (GO): nuclear receptor activity; DNA-binding transcription repressor activity, RNA polymerase II-specific; zinc ion binding
Source: RefSeq, a predicted model, not a curated record
GCGCCGGGGACUCGCGCGGGGCGUCCCGGGGCUCCGGGUCCCCCUCCGCCCGAGAGCCGGGGACCUGGCUCUGUCGAGUGGAGGCGUCCCGGCCUCGGGGGGCGUUUCCGAGACACCCGGGGAUCGCCGAGGCGAGGCUGAAGUUAAAGGCCCUGCCUUUGCUGUGAACUAACAGUUUGUGGCAAGACAAGCUCAGAACCAAGAAGUUGUCACCACAGAUACCCACUGUGCCUUUGUUGUCUUUGGACGCCCUGACUGUGGGUGCUGUUUUGCCAUCUGGGUGACAGGAGGCUGUGGCUGCCAAUAGGGAGCCAAGGGGACUGGGGCUUAGUUGUGUGCCCGGCACUAUCUGAUCACGAUGGUGGACACAGAAAGCCUGCUUUGCCCACUCUCCCCGCUCAAGGCUGAUGAUCUGGAAAGCCCAUUAGCUGAAGAAUUCCUACAAGAAAUGGGAAACAUUCAAGAGAUUUCUCAAUCCAUUGGUGAGGACAGUUCUGGAAGCUUUAGUUUUACGGAAUACCAGUAUUUAGGAAGCGGUCCAGGCUCAGAUGGAUCUGUUAUCACAGAUACCCUUUCACCAGCUUCAAGUCCCUCAUCAGUUACUUAUCCUGUGGUUCCUGGAAGCAUAGAGGAAUCUCCCAGUGGAGCAUUAAACAUUGAAUGUAGAAUCUGUGGGGACAAAGCCUCAGGCUACCAUUAUGGAGUUCAUGCGUGUGAAGGCUGCAAGGGUUUCUUUCGGCGAACUAUCCGAUUAAAGCUGGUGUAUGACAGAUGUGAUCGUAGCUGCAAGAUCCAGAAAAAGAAUCGGAAUAAGUGCCAGUACUGUCGCUUUCACAAGUGCCUUUCUGUCGGGAUGUCACACAACGCAAUUCGUUUUGGAAGAAUGCCAAGGUCUGAAAAAGCAAAACUGAAAGCAGAAAUUCUCACCUGUGAACAUGACAUAGACGAUUCCGAAACUGCGGAUCUCAAAUCCCUUGCCAAGAGGAUUUACGAGGCCUACCUGAAGAACUUCAACAUGAACAAGGUCAAAGCACGUGUCAUCCUGGCGGGAAAGACCAGCAACAAUCCACCUUUUGUCAUACAUGACAUGGAGACAUUGUGUAUGGCUGAGAAGACACUGGUGGCCAAGCUGGUGGCCAAUGGCAUCCAAAACAAAGAGGCAGAGGUCCGCAUCUUCCACUGCUGCCAGUGCACAUCAGUAGAGACCGUCACGGAGCUCACGGAGUUCGCCAAGGCCAUCCCAGGCUUCGCAAACUUGGACUUGAACGAUCAAGUAACUUUGCUGAAAUAUGGAGUUUAUGAGGCCAUAUUUGCAAUGCUGUCCUCUGUGAUGAACAAAGAUGGGAUGCUGGUGGCAUAUGGAAAUGGUUUUAUAACGCGUGAAUUCCUAAAAAGCCUAAGAAAACCAUUUUGUGAUAUCAUGGAACCUAAGUUUGAUUUUGCCAUGAAGUUCAAUGCACUGGAACUGGAUGACAGUGACAUUUCCCUUUUUGUGGCUGCUAUAAUUUGCUGUGGAGAUCGUCCUGGCCUUCUAAACGUAGGACACAUUGAAAAAAUGCAGGAGGGCAUCGUGCAUGUGCUCAAACUUCACCUGCAGAGCAAUCAUCCCGAUGAUACCUUUCUGUUCCCAAAACUCCUCCAAAAAAUGGCAGACCUACGGCAGCUGGUCACAGAGCAUGCGCAGCUGGUGCAGAUCAUCAAAAAGACGGAGUCGGAUGCGGCUCUGCACCCGCUGCUGCAAGAGAUCUACAGGGACAUGUACUGAUUUCUCUGACGUCAACGAAAAGCACAACGUGUCAAGGAUUUUUAAUGUCGACAGCACUACAAAGGAGAAACGGGAGCAGCACGAUUUUGCACAAAUACCCACCAUUUUAACCUUAGAGAUUGGAAAGUCUAAGCUCUGGGUAACCGGAAUACUAUUCCACAUUUUCUUUACUGUAACCAGUACUUCCAGGAGUGUGCAUAGCUCUCAGAUGCCGGUGACAGCAGCUCAGCAGGACGUGGAAAAUUAAGGAGAAUGAUGUUCAACAGUCUGAUUUUAACUCACCCAGUGUUAAUCAAUGCACGUCUUUACAUCGCAUUAGUAACUUACCGUUUAAUUAGCUGGUGACCCCAGAAUACAUGGGCUGUCUUCCCUUUUCACCACCCUUUUGGCUUGUGUGCUCCUUUAUAAUUUUGAAACUAAUCAGCACUUUUAAACAACUUUUAUAAUCCUAUAAAUCUAGAUGUAUCCAAAGGUUAGGUAUUUAAAAAGCAGCAAAAUAUUUAUUUGGAAGAAUUUCAUUCUGUUUCCCAAAUCUGAAGAAACACAACGUGCAGCUUUUUAAUCACAGGACUGAGAAUUUUAAAGAACAAUUUGAUAAGCUAUUGAAACGCAGCUGUUUUGUUUUCAGUUCACUGUUUUCAUGGUUGUCACUGAUGUGUGGAAAAGCCUGUUUCCAGGUUUGUGUGGAAGAUUCCAGAGAACCACGUCUCAGGACCCCUCUGGACUGUGUUAAGCUAGCGCCUGCGGCGGGCAGGAAGCAGACGAACUCGCAAGUGGGCAUCCUUCCCGUUCCCCUCGCCUCCAUUUCUGUCCAGUCUGAACCCACUCAUUCAGGCUGUUUGUGGGCAUGGUAGUUUGUUAGGGACAAACUUACAAAGUCAUUUGUAAAUGUUGCUCCGGGCCCCAUUUGGCAGCUCCUCUACCUUUUCCUGUGUUGCUUGUAAGAAUACGAUACUUUAUUUUUUUAACUCUUGGUGGUAGCAGGUGCCCCCUGAACUGAAGGGAAGCAGAUGUGACUUUACAGCCUGGGCUGGGCUGCUGGUCAUUCUAGAGCAUGAGGGAAGGGCCAUGUCCUUUAGGUGGCAGUUUCACUUAGUCUCAGAUUUCACAGUAGUUGUUUUUUGUUUUUUGUUUUUACAAAGAUUUGUCCUUUUCCCACUAAAAAUGUAAGGUGGUUUUUCCAACAUCUAAAAUAUUUGCUUUAGCCUUGAAGAGCAACUUCUCGACCUCAGUCCAGCUGGGAUAGCAGUGUUGGUUAUGGUAAUUGGCCUAGAACAUAUGGACCUGGAAAUACUUUCUCUUUCUAUCCACCUGGUAGAUAAAUCGUCCCCCAGAGGAAUCAGCCGUCCCCCCAGCCAGAGCUGGACAGAGCCUGCCGGAGCCGUUGCCUCCCUGGGGGCCACCAGACACCUGGUCAACAGCUUUACCACCUGGUUGAUUUUGAUGUUUUUCCCCCUCUAUCUUCAGAAAAUUUGGCUCUUCUGAGAUAGUUAUUAUUUGUUGUUAAAGAAUGAUUAGGAUUGAUACUGAUAAAGUUCCCAACAUCAGCAUUAUGAAAACACAAUAGGACAAAGGACAAUAAAACUGAGACUUCAACUAGAAAAAAGUAAAAGUUAGGACUGGGCCAUCCUUUUUUAAACAUUACACAUUUAGUGAUUUUUUUUAAAGAUCCAAUCAAAGGAUCUGUCAGCUGCAGCACCAGGCCAUCCACUCGAGUGUCUUAGGAAUCAAAAGCAAAGAAAAAUAUUUCCAUAUAUGACACCAAUCAAGAGGUUAUCCUAAUUCAGAAGGAAGCUAGCCUUUGAGUGACAUGGCACGUCCAUUUCAUUAUUCUUUCCUAAAAUGAGAGCUCCCUGCACCGGUGACACUCGAGGACUGAGCUUGUCCAAGGUCUUGGGGUCAGAGGCUGGAUUCCAAGGCCAAGUCUGUAUUGCCCCACUGACCACACAUCCUCCCACUCUGAGGUGCCCUAGACAAACGCUAUCCAAAUGGACUUGGCCGUGAGAUCCAGGUUUCCAGAUAUGUCAUUCAUUCUGUUUAAAUUUUCAUAGGCCCUAUUUCAAAUAGCUCCUUAUUUCAAGCUUUCAGUAGUAAAAGACAUGCUGCCUGACAGGUUCUGUGUUAGCUCACGCAGCAUUCAGGAGCGUUUGGUUCUCUUUGGGCCUAGCCAGACCACCGUUGAUGUCCCGAUGAAGUCAGAAAGGAGACCCCAAGUGACCUCAGCUUGAAAGUCACUCAACAUUGUUUGCUUUCAUUACCAGGAAGGAGAAUUACAUGUUCCCAUUUAUUUAAAUAACAAAGUCACUAAUUGCCACUCUGCUAAAAUAUUUUGGGUCACCUCAUCAAAGGUUUCUAGGGCAUCGAUAGUCCAGCAUAGACUGACUAUGCACUAGUCCCAAAUACUGUAGCAUCUCAACAGGAACUAUUGAUAGAGCGCAUUUAUUGCUGGCUUUAUUCAGUAGACAUCAGCAGAAGGCACAAUGGAGACAUCAUAACAGGUUCAAGGAGUUUCAGACCACGUGUGUAGAGCCCACAUUUCCUCUGCCAGUGAACGAAGAAAAUCAGCAACUUAACCCACUUUUCAACAAGUCAUUGACGAAAACUGAUUCUUCAUUUUCUCAACUUUUAAUAGCAAAAAAAGUGCCAAACUCCUCAGAGACCACAGAAUUACCAAAAGGCCUUGGUGUUCCACACUGACUAGAAUGAAGCGACAACCACGUGCCUCUCACAGACACACGCCAGCCGCUGCACUGCGGGUCCGGGAUCAGACAUGGUCCCCUCCGCCAGCCACCGUGAGACUUACAGUGCAUCCCUCCUCUUCCACCUCCUGGCCAUUCCAGCCAGGUGUCCCACACACUGAGUUCUAUGACCCCCACACUUUGAGGGGCCUGAGGGCUACACAGGCACAAGGCCAUGUGGAUGAAGUGCAGAACUGUCAAAACAGGAUGCUUGCGGUGACAUCAGUGAGAGUGGGACUCGGGAGCAGCAUGGUUACAUAGAGCACUAGCUCGUGAGCUGUUCUAGUUUCCCGUUGACCUUCCCACAGCUCUCUGAUGAGAUGAGUUCACAGCAUCUUCUAAAGUGUCUGGACACCUAUGCAUGUAUAACUAAUGAGAAGCAGGGUGGAAAAGAACCCAGGACUCAGUGCACUCAAGAAUGCCUGCGAGAGCUGUCCCAGUUCUAAAGAGAUUUUUUCAUUUUAAGAGCGUAGAAGGUGCCUUUCUGCUUUCUCUGAUGCAUUUCUUACCCUGGGCCAUUUAAAGCCCCAAAGGAAACAAACCACCUCAAACAUCGUCUGGAGGUCCCAGGGACAGCGCAGCAUCCCAAGAGUGUAGUAGAAGCAGCUCAAGGAACAAGUGAAAUAUCUGAUGAUGAGUAAACUGUUAAUUCAGCCCCUACUUCCCCCAAAUGUAUGGCGUCACAGCUACCUCUCUAGGCCCUGCAGAGGCACUGUUAACGUUAAGGUACACAGAGCACGGGCCCUCUUUGAUGUCUCCUGCUGGCCGGUGGUUAGGGCUCCCUGAGCAUGCACACAUCUUCGGUUGCCUGCACACGCAGGAAUGGCAAGUUACAUGACUUCUCACAGGAUCUUUUGUUGUUUAAAGGGAGCCUUAAAAAUAGGCAGGGCAAAAGUUGCUACCCCGAUUUAGUGAAGCUGAGCUCGAGUGUGACCUGGGUUAGGAGAGGUGGCCCCCCGUGCAGCCUGCAGCGAUCCGCCUGUCGGGGGCCUCCCCUCCCCUCCUGCUGCUGUUUAUGAGCCCCGUUCAUAGGAGACGUACUGCCAGAUGAGAUGGAAACAGAUGCCUCACAGCCAGCCUUCGUAAAACCGUGACUUGCUAAGGUCUUCUGGCUCACACCGUACCCUCUGUGUCUGAGUCCAAGCACUUCCUGCCUCGAGCCCCCUCUGAAACCACUGUGACACCUGAGCGUUUGAUGCUUACAGCCAGAUGCUGCUGGAGGGGGUUCUGUCUCCACGCAGUCACGACACAGUGGCCACGCCUGUCUUCAGAAUCUCUUCUUCAGCUCCCAUUUAAAUACGGGUUCAUCAUUACUUCAAUCAGUGAGUCCAGCACUCCCAGCUAAGACUGCCUUGACCACCGGCAUGGCCUUUGGAGGGGAUUCCAGUGCCCAGGGGAAGCUAGCCACCCUCAGAGUACCUCUUCGACCUGGGUGGCCUUUCAAAAUGUGGAUCCCACUAGCAAAACGUGUCAAUGCCUACAGCCACCACCUUUGUACAUCGUGGUUCUUUACAGCCUCCAAAGCAGGCCAAGGGGGCAGAUGGGGAACCAGCCCCCAUUUCAAGAUGGAAACGCCUGGCCUCGGGAUGCAGGGCUGGCACGGCAGGUCUGGGGCCCAGGCGUGGCACACUUUCUCCACCCCCUGCUGCGUCCCUGCUCUUGCAGUCACAGCCAGCAGGCGUGAGGCCAGACGAUGAACUUGACACUGACUGAGACACCUGUGGCCCUUUUCUCAGCACACAUGCUGGUGGCUGGCCAGAUGGCAAGCCCGUCAUCUGCCUGAUGCAGGUUCUUUUAAGGGAUUACUUUUUAAAAGUCUUUCUUUUAAGUUCAGAACAGUGGCAUGGCUUCAGGAGAGGCAAGGACGUUCACUGUCUAUAGAACUUACAAAUCAAGUCGAUGCCACCACUUGAGGGCUUACUCAUUAUUAACAAAUGUCCACAGGAGAUCUGUCUCAGUGCAUCGUUUUGACAGCAUUGGCACUGCCAAGCACGAGCAGUAUCUAUUCUUCUCAUUUUAAAAGCAGCCCAGCUUCUGUUAACUCCUGGUCCAAGCUGACUUGUGCAGUUGCACUGGAAUUUCUUGCCAACCAGAUCUUUGCACUGAGCUGUCGGUUCAGGGGAUUGUGUGUGCCCUCCUCACCACAGCGGUGGUGGGAGCGGUCACUCAAGCCCAUCUUCAGACAUCUUGGUCUGGAGAUGAAAUGUCCACAAAUUUCUGCUGCAGAGAGUCUCUAAGGACAGCUCAGCUGUGCGAUAACUUUGAGGAGCAAAUGAAGGGUUGUGACAAAUGCUGAUGAAUGUGCCUCAACUGUGCUGGCGGCAACCAACGGACAUCUUGCCAAGGGAUUCCUUUAUGUUGUUAAAUCAUCAAGUGGCCUUCCAAGUUCCUGGCCUUCACCCAGGGCAUGUACUCCUCUGAGAGACCUUCUGCCUAGAAAGAUGUAAGAUGAGGCUCCGAAGGUCUAGGUUGUUGCUGGCACUAAUGUAUUUUUUUAGGUGCUAUUUUAAUAGAAUUCAGAAAAAUGGUAAUUGGCCCCCAGCCUGUAAAACAGGAUAAGAAUAAGGGCAAUAAAUUUAUUCUGACUCCGAAUAUAGGAGAUCCGUUAUAUUUCUCUGGAAACCACAAUACAUACUAAAAUGUGAAAUUGGAAGUUUUGUAAAAAAACAAAAAAAAGAUAAUGAGUUUCAUUCUUUAGUUUGCAUAAUUACAUAGUGCUUUCCAUUAUGCUAUUUUUGUGGAAUGCAGUAGGUUCUUAAACUAUCUCUGUGGAGUGGACUGCAGCCUUCAAAAAAAAAAAGCCACAUGUGUGGCCUCGCUUAUUAGGAGAGCAGAGAGGAGAGGCCAGGGCUGCUUCCCAUGCUGCCUUUAGCAGCUGCAUGCACCUGAGGACAUCGUCUCAGAUCUGGAGUGGGGCUAUCGACUGACCAUUUGCUUCUCAGAUUUUCCGUUUGAGACAUGAGAAAUAUAAUUGGUUACUUUUCUCCCCCGGGGCCCCUUUUUGUAAGGGAAGAGGGGCUAUAUAAUGUGGUUUAGCUGAAAUACAGCCACCUCCUUUUGGAGUCCUUUGCCAACGAGAACAGGCAAAAAUGAGUCCACGUUCAAUGUCAUGUCUUGACCGAAGCAACUGAGACCAUCAAGUCCUUUAGUGGCCCCACAGCUGUUAGAUGCAUUAUUUGAAAAAAAAAAAGAAAAAAGAAAAGCAAACAUUGAUUUUUACAUUGUACACAGCAAAUUAAGACCCGGGUUAGUUUUCAUUAUUAUUGUAAAAGUUUGCUAGUUUGGGUCAAAUGUGAAACAUGUUUUCCUCCAGAGAAGGGAAUGUGCUGGCCGCCUCCUCCCUUGCUCCUCUUCUCCACCCCCAGCCCACGGAGCACCACACAAGCCGGCCCGUGAGCCCCGAGCCGUGGGAGGCAGGAUGGGGACAGCAGGCCCGGAUUUCCCGGCAUCUCUCCCAGACCCUCAAGCCUCAACUCUGCCUAGAGUCGGAUCAGAUCAGGCUUCAGUUCCUGAAGACAAGUCAGUGGCUGAUCUUUUCAUGGUAAAAUCACUUGAUUUUGGAAAAUUCACUUUUUUUAAAGGCACAGUCAGUUCCUUUUUCAAGCCUAAAAAGAAACGUACCUCACAAAAGAUGAAUACCACUUAGUACCCUUUUGGUAAGAAUACAAUAUUAGUGCUGAGUAUCACCGUUUUUUUCUGCACCGUAUGGUAAAAAGAACUAUGUUGAUAGCUGUAUCUUAAAUACUGUGAUUUGAGUUUUUUUAAAAAAUCCUAAUACAAAUAUUUUACUAACUUACAAUCAUGCAUCUAAUGACAAACACUUGAAUUCUUUUGAAAUCAGUGUUAAUUGGUGUAUACUCUUAAAAGCCUGGCUCUUGAACCGUUGGAAAUACAAAGGAAGCCGAAGUGAAACAGCUGGGACACAACUGCACACGAGCAUGCACGCCCUCCCCCAGCUUCUCAUCUCCCCUGAGCAAAGCAGAAUUUAUUUUCAGUCUGUAGAUCUGCUCCCUUCACCCUACUUCACGUGCAAGAAGUGCAAGUGUGUCUGUCUUUAUCCAUUUCUACCAGCAAGGCCUGCUUAGACCCCAGGUCAGAGGUCACUGACUUCAUACAACAGUAUUUUGCUAGAUCAUUAACUAUUCCUGUUUAGGAAACAGCUGUCUGCUCUUCAGGGGAUUAUUACCUGUGGGUUAUUACCAAAGAACUUUGGCAACCUCAAAUAUUCUGACAAAUUAUUUGCACAUGCUGUUUCUCUGACAUCCUCUUGAUGAACCAACCCAAAGCAUAAAACAGAAAGCACAGAACCCUUCUGUCCCAUACAUUGUUUUCAGCAUCUUGACAGAAUUUCUUCUUGGUGCAUAUUUGUUGCUCCCCCUGGGACCCACAGUGCCAUCAUGCUAAACCCUAGGGAAGGGGCCGGGCCCGUGGCUCACUCGGGAGAGUGCGGUGCUGAGAACACCAAGGCCUUGGGUUCGGAUCCCAUAUACGGAUGGCCGGUUCGCUCACUGGCUGAGCGUGGUGCUGACAACACCAAGUCAAGGGUUAAGAUCCCCUUACCGGUCAUCUUUAAAAAAAUAAAAAAUAAAAAAUAAAAAAAUAAACCCUAGGGAAGAGGGUUUGACAGACACACAGGUUUCCAAAGCCAGGACUGAGCUCAGUUUUCCGAUGUGUGCUCGUGAUUACUUUUCUUGGGUGCCUUAUACUCUCAAAGUAUUUCGGGGCUUACAGACCUUUGUUUUUUAUGUGAAACAGGAGCAGUUCCAAAGGAGGAACUGUUGAGCGGGCUCCGGCGUCCUCUCUUCAACUUCAUACCUCUCUGCGGGUGUGGGGGUAUCCAGGACCUCAGGAAUCAAGGGUGCAGGGAAGGACAAAUGUAAUAUUUCUAGUCACAUCAACUGAUUGGUCCAGAUUAGAGAAUGGCUAUAAAAUAACCUUAAUUUUUAAAAAUCUUGGGGGGGGGGUCUUCAUUUUCCUAUUAGGAGACUGAACUGACCACAUGUAUUGAUUUAUAUCCUGAAUUUAUGAGAAUUUAUAUGUUUGGAAUGUCCUAUGUAAGACUGAUGAAUGUAAAGAGUUAAUUUCAGGGUACAGUUUUGCCUUAAUGGUUUUAAAAAUAAUAAACUAUUUUUUAAAGUUA